This is a messenger RNA of Ochlerotatus camptorhynchus, 2030 nucleotides long. RefSeq lists its product as uncharacterized. Bases 155 to 1435 code for a protein of 426 amino acids. The record is from RefSeq and is a predicted model, not a curated record. The transcript has 4 exons. NCBI's taxonomy places the organism in Eukaryota, Metazoa, Arthropoda, Insecta, Diptera, Culicidae.
GUCAUGUCGAGCUGGGCUUUGCACUAGCCUAAAGUCGCGCAAGUUUCCAAAAGAAAAGUUUGUUGGUCGAAGUGAGUUUUGGUGUGUGUGACGAUUUGUGAAAAGUGUCCAGUUUUGUAACAUUUCUGUUGGUGAACUAAUUCUGCAUGAAACAAUGUCAGUGCUGCCGAGAAACGUAACGGAAGCCAUCAAGGAGUAUGUGGCCUCCCGGGGGAUCAAGAAUCCCAAGUUUGACAUAUCUAGUGGUUCCCGGAAUGGGGACAGCUACUCGGGCGAUGUGUAUCGGAUUGUAAUUACGCCGGACGAAAAGGAUCUGGAAGACUGCCGCAACAAUAACAGCGAUGGCGUCAUCACCGAGCUUCCAAAGGUCAUCAGCGUCAUCGCGAAGGUAGCUCCGACGAGUCCCCUGCGGAGGAGCCUGUAUAACAGUUCAGCACACUUUCAGCGGGAGAAGUACAUCUUCGAUAUCGUGCUGCCAACGUUCGAAAAGUUCCAGGAAACGCGAGGGCUCAAACCCUCGCGGAUGUUCAACCACUACCCGGCGGUGAUUGCUUCGGACUGUACCGAGGGACAGGAGUUUGUUCUGCAGAAUGACCUUACGGCGCAGGGGUUCAAGAACUUCCAGCGGACGGAACCGUUGGACUACGACAACGUCCUACAGAUUCUGACCGAGCUGGCCGAGUUCCACGCGGUUUCGUUUGCCAUGAAGGAUCAAGCGCCGGAAAUUUUUGCGAAAAUUGUCGGCCAGCUGAGGGAGACGAUUUUCGUGGCACCGUUGCACAGUUCGUUCGAGGGGUUCUUGAAACGGCAGGUCGGCUAUGCGAUGGAAACGUUGCAGCACAAUCCUGCCAAGGGGGACGAUGCCGUUUGCAAGCGGUUGUUCCGCUUCCGGGACGAGUACGGACCGUCGAUGGUGGAGUGCGUCGAGAACAAGGAUGAUGUGGUGAUUUGCCAUGGCGAUUGCUGGAUUAGCAAUGUUCUGUACAGGCAUAAGAACAAACACCACCCGAAGGAGCUGCGAUUCCUCGACUGGCAGGUCACCCGCUGCGGCACGCCGGUCAUCGAUUUGUCCUAUUUCAUCUUCUGCUGCACCGACACCGAACUGCGGAAGCGCCUACCGGAGCUGCUGCGAACCUAUCAUACCGCCCUGGUCGAACGAAUCGACGAGCUCGGCAGCAACGGUCGGAAGCUGUUUCCCUUCGAUACGCUCCUGGUGCAUCUGGAGAAGUUUGCCCGCUUCGGGUUCGGAAUGGCCCUCAUGACCCUCCACUCAACCUGCUGCGUGGAAAAGGACCUGCCGGACGUUUCUGCGGCGCUGGAAUCCUCCGAACUGAUCGAUUUGGACAAAUACACCAAAGAUUUACUCUACAACCCGGCCUACAUUAAGCGGAUGACCGGCGUGUGUCGCGAUAUGGUUAGGCUGGGUUAUCUGUAGGUUAAGUUUUAUGCCACACCACAAACGACCAGUUUGCAUAUUGACAAUAACAAUUUGUAGUUCCCCCCCCCCCCCACUUUCCGACAAACUAGCAAGUAGAAACGUACUUAGUCAGUAUUGAUUGCUAUGAGUGUAUCACGCAAUGACAGUAUUCAAUUCGGGGUCUGUAGCUCCGAAGUAAUCGUAGAUUGCGCCGGAAAUGCACCUGCUUUAAGACACAUAUCAAAAAAUGAACAAACAAAACAAAAACACGGCAUUUCAUGCAGGGAUAUUAGAAUUAGACGACAAUCGAAAAAUUACGAAUCGUAAUCGGCGCAGUAAUCAUCACAUUUUAGUGAUCUGGUUGUACAAUUGGUUGAAUGUGAGUACUAGUUAUAAGAUUUAUGUGAAACAAAGCAUAUAUCAUUGCACUUCCCUGCAUUAGCACGUGGAUACUCAAAGCGAGGGUUAGGUUACUGAUGUUAUUUUUGAAGAUUUGACAUAACACAUUUAAGAUGAAAUGUAACAUAUAUACGUAGGCAGACAUCUGCCGCAAACGAUACACUGCACCCAUGAAAGGUCUCACCCAUUGUAUUUUUAACGAUAGAAUGGAUUU